Messenger RNA from Chelonus insularis, 1761 nucleotides. It is a transcript of the gene zda, whose product is annotated as peptidyl-prolyl cis-trans isomerase zonda. Gene Ontology annotation, cellular component: cytosol; endomembrane system; membrane. The record is from RefSeq and is a predicted model, not a curated record. Lineage: Eukaryota; Metazoa; Arthropoda; Insecta; Hymenoptera; Braconidae. Bases 294 to 1523 code for a protein of 409 amino acids. Gene Ontology annotation, biological process: negative regulation of apoptotic process; protein folding. Gene Ontology annotation, molecular function: protein binding; peptidyl-prolyl cis-trans isomerase activity; protein folding chaperone. The transcript is spliced from 5 exons.
GUCCACAGUGCAUAAUAUACACAUAUAUGUAUUAUACUAUUUCGAAUUAAAAAAAAAUUACUUGACUAAAAUAAUAAUAUAUCUGUUAGUAACCUAUUUAUGUAUAAAAAUUCGAUUAAUUAAUUUUUUUUAAUUCUUUUUAAAUACAAUUAUCUUUAUUCAACAUACAUCUGAGAUAGAUAACGCAUUAAGAAAUAAUAUUUCUACACAUAAAAUAAAGUACAAAAUUUCUAAAAAAUUGUUUAUUUUACAAUCCUAAUUAAAUUUAUAUAUACAAAAAGUGCUACUUUAGAAUGGAAGUCAAAAGUGCAGCUUCCAUGAAUAUUAAUGAGAACGAAAUUCAUUAUAAUUCACAAGAAGACUUUAUAAAAAAUGAAUUAAAUUUCGAUGUUGACGCUAGUGUAAUCGAUGAUACCGUUCACGAACAAGCUUCUCAAAGCAAUGACGAAGAUCCAGAAUGGAUGGAUAUUUUGGGCAAUGGGCAAUUACGGAAAAAAAUACUUGUUAAAGGCUCUGAUAAAAAACAAAAUCGGCCCAAUCAAGGAGAUAUUUGUACAUUAAGACUUAUUGGUAGACUUGAAGAUGGAAAAUUGGUUGAAAAUUUAGACGAUACUAUCAUACAACUUGGAGAUCAUGAAGUGGUGCAGGGUUUGGAUUUAGCAAUAGCAUUAAUGAAUAUAGGAGAAACUGCAGAAAUAGAAGUAGCUGCAAGAUUUGCAUAUGGAGACCUUGGCAAAGAACCUGAUAUUCCUCCGGGAGCGAAAGUAAUUUAUGAGGUAGAAUUAAAAAAAGUAGAAAUAGAACCAGAAAUUGAUAAUAUAGAUGUUACACAGAGACUUAAUAUUGGAAUUAAAAAGCGUGAACGUGGAAAUUGGUGGUUUUCACGGAAUGAGCCAACCAUAGCUAUUCAAUGUUAUCGACGAGCACUUGAAUAUUUCCAACCACUGACAAAAAUGAAUCAUGAUGAAAAGAAUGAACAGCAAAAUAAUUUAUCUGAAAACACAAUGGACUCCAUUCUCGAAGAUUUUUUACAAAAUAGAACAAAAAUAUACAAUAACUUAGCCGCUGCACAAUUAAAAACUGAAGCAUAUGAAGCUGCUUUAGAAAGUGUUGAAAACGUUUUGAGAGUUGAACCAGAGAAUGUCAAAGCGUUGUAUAGAAAAGGAUGUAUACUUCAAAAAAAGGGCGAAUAUACAGAAGCAAUGAACAAUUUUAAUGAAGCGGCUAGAAUUGAUCCAGAAUCAACAGCAAUAAGUCAUCAAAUAAAACUUCUUAAGGUCAAAAAUGCUCAGAGCACAGCUUCUCAAAGGGACUUAUACAGGAAAAUGUUUGGAACGACAGCAAACUCCAAAACUUCAACUAACAACAAAAAUAAAAAUUCUACUAGCUUUUUAGAAAAAUAUCUUAAACUUCCAUUUGUUAUCAGUAGUAGAAAGACCAAUAAGCUCCUUAUUUGGAGUUUAAUAGGGGGAACAUUUGUUACUGUAAUGGGCGUGGUGAUAUAUAAACUUAUUGAAAAUUGACAAUUUUAACAUAAAACUUUCAGUUGAUUGAAAAAUUAUUGUAUUGUGCUAAUUGGUCAACUUUAUUAUAAUUUGUGUUUUAAUUUCACUGAAAAUUCGAUACAUUCCUUUUAUUGUCGUGUUUAUUAAAUUUAUUGAUCCAGAAUGUUACUAUUGAUGUGUUCGUAAAUUGAUGAAUGAUAACUGUAUAUAUUUGUCACAUUUAAACAAAAAAUAAAAAUAUUAUACAAAAAAAAAA